UGGUUUUAUUUUGGAGGUUCCGACGCGAAGGAUCAUUUGGUUUUACGCGCUCGUCAGUGCUCCCUCCGCUCAGAGGAACGCAGAGAAGAUGGCUGCGCUACGAGUCGUGGUGCUAUCGGGGAGUGGGAGAGCCCUCCUCAACACAUCGAAAUCUGUCAAGACCCCCGUGGCCAACAUGUCCUUCGGCAGCCUGCCUCGGAGCAGGAAGGUUGCCCUGAGCACAUUAGGCGUGGUCACUGCCGGAGGGGCGGGGCUCGCUCUCAUGCUGCAUCAGUCCGUCAAAGCCUCCGACCUGGAGCUUCACCCCCCUAAUUACCCAUGGAGCCACGCUGGACCUCUGUCCUCUUUGGACCACGCCAGCGUGCGCCGUGGUUACCAGGUCUAUAAGCAGGUGUGCUCAGCCUGCCACAGUAUGGAGUACCUUGCCUUCAGAAAUCUGGUGGGAGUGUCGCACACAGAGGCUGAGGUCAAGACCAUGGCUGAGGAGGCUGAGGUGGUGGAUGGUCCUGAUGACAGCGGAGAGAUGUUCACCCGCCCUGGAAAGCUGUCGGACUACUUCCCAAAACCAUACCCCAACCCCGAGGCUGCCCGCGCCGCCAACAACGGAGCGCUGCCCCCCGACCUCAGCUACAUCAUCAAUGCCAGACACGGAGGAGAGGACUACGUGUUCAGCUUGCUGACGGGAUACUGUGAGCCUCCUGCAGGAGUGGCGGUGAGGGAGGGGCUCCACUACAACCCCUACUUCGUCGGCCAGGCCAUCGGCAUGGCCGCCCCAAUCUACAAUGAGGUGCUGGAGUUUGAGGAUGGAACACCUGCCUCCAUGAGUCAGGUUGCUAAGGACGUGUGUACGUUCCUGAAGUGGGCCGGAGAGCCAGCGCACGACCAACGCAAACGCAUGGGGCUGAAGCUGCUGAUGGGCGCCGGCAUCGUGGUCCCUCUGCUUUACUACAUGAAAAGACACAGGUGGUCUGUGCUGAAGAGCAGGAAGAUCGCCUACAGGCCUCCCAAGUAAUCGGAAACAAACGCACCCUACCUGGGCCCUAACCAUACCAGAGCGGGCUGCGUUCAAUGACCCCACAACGCUCACAUCACGAUAAUCAUGUGGACAAACAACAACUGGCACAGAAAUAAGAGUAUAUAUAUAUCUAUACAAUGUUUAUUCCCACGGAACAAUGUCUGUUUUUAGUUGUUGGCAUGGUAGUAUGUACUGUGAGAGUUGUGGUGUCCUUGAACGCACCCUCCACACAAUGCUUGUUUGUUUGACCUGCAUUGAGUCAUUACCGGAGGCAGUUCACGGUCAUGUCAUCACGUAUCAGACACUUUGUCACAAUUAACUUAUUAGUUGAUUGACUGUCCAUCUUUGUAAGAUACUCAAUAAUCACACAAGCGCUGAGAAAUGGUUGCUGUUCCUCUCCACAGCCACAGUGGAUGCAGUGCAAACUCCCAACCUCUGUUUUACUGUACAAAAUAAAUUAUCUUAAAGGAGACAUUAGUGUGGCUGUUUUGUGUUCCUAUGCUUUUGUCAUGUAAAAAUGAAAAAACGAUGAGUAAACAAUCCCUGUUAUACACAACAGUCCUGCCGCAAGUCCUAUCUCACAAAGCUUAUAAUGGUGAAUUAUAGUUGUAUAAUUGUUACUGCUGUCCAGCUUCUUAAAGCCCAAUAUAGGAGUUUCAUAAACCCGGAAUACAGUGUAAAACAUAUUCAUAAUGUAUUCAUUACCAUGGUUGGAAUUGAAAUAAAAUAUGAAAGUGAAA
Molecule: messenger RNA, 1755 nt
Organism: Gymnodraco acuticeps
Lineage: Eukaryota; Metazoa; Chordata; Actinopteri; Perciformes; Bathydraconidae
Gene: cyc1
Product: cytochrome c1, heme protein, mitochondrial
Exons: 7
Coding region: 89-1012 (307 amino acids)
Biological process (GO): mitochondrial electron transport, ubiquinol to cytochrome c
Molecular function (GO): electron transfer activity; heme binding
Source: RefSeq, a predicted model, not a curated record